Messenger RNA from Schistosoma turkestanicum, 1386 nucleotides. Lineage: Eukaryota; Metazoa; Platyhelminthes; Trematoda; Strigeidida; Schistosomatidae. The record is from the annotation of a GenBank genome assembly.
AUGCGUUCUUCACAGAAAUCCCAUAGUUGUUGGUCUGUCUUAGAGCAAUCGCGCUCAACCAGUUCUGAGUGGGAUGAAGAUAGUGAAUUUAUCAGUGUAACAGAUUUAACUGUGUCAAGUGUUAGUUGUUCCGAUCAUAUGUCUAGUGCACCUUUAGACAAUGUUGAUCAGGAUAGUGUGUCUAGUAAUCAUGAUUAUACUAAUCAUGAAUAUGUUAAUUCUAUUGAAUCUGUUGCUUUGAAUGAUCAUCAAUUGUCAAUCUCUUCACAUGAAGAUAAAUUACACUCGAACAAUAUCAAUGAUGACAGAAGUUUCUCCUCUUCUGUUGAAUUAAUUCAUAAAUCCAUAAGUGAUAAACAUGAGAGUUCAAGUAGUGGACGUGGUCAUAGUUUAACAGUUACACAAACAGCUCCUUUCCAGUCUAACACUUCAGCUCCUUCAAGUCUUCUUGAACUACACACUUUUCCAGAUUCACCUAAAACACAACAUAGUAUUGGCAAUUAUCCUUUACAGCAUAAUCAUCAUUCUAAUCUUUCUCAAAAGUCUUUAAAUAAUAAUAACUUUACAUGCCAUGAAAAACUCAAUGAUAGUUAUGACUCGAUCGGUACAAAUAGUAUACUGGCUUGGAAUGCAGACAAUAAUAUUACAGUUAACAAGAGAAUGAAUAAAACUGAUCAGUUACACGAUCAUUCAUUGGAUGAGGAUUCAACUUCACUUCUGGCAUCCAGUUUAUCAUCUGAUACUGAUCGAUUUCCAAAUAGAAUAGUAGUAGUAUCUAAUCAUUGUCCAAUUACAUCGAAUGAUAUUUUUACUGAAAUGAAUGAUUUUGCUGAUAUGCUUGAGAAACGAUUAAAUUAUUUGAAAUCUGUUUAUGUUCGUGCCCAUUCGGAGGCAGAAGCAUUGACUGAUCUAGUUCAAUUGAUCACAUCAAAAAGUCUGCAUAUCAUUAAGCCUCUUAAUAAUAACAGUCAACUAAAUGACAACAAUGAUAACACUUAUACACUGAAGAAUAAUAAUUCAUUCAACAAUAGACCAGAGAAUCAUUUACAUUUGGAAUCGUUGAUCAUCAAAGCAAUUGAUCGUAUUGACCAGCUGUUGGAAAAAUACACAACUCCUUGUCCACAAAUAAUAAUGACAAAUAUUCCCAACAGUGGUAUGCUGAAUUCUCAAAUCAGUGUUCAUCCUAAAUCACAAACAGUCAAUCACAUAUUGACAAAGAAAGCCAAUUUUCAUCCAAAAACUUAUUAUCAUCCAUCAAAGUUCAAUUCUUUGCAUGAUGAUCACUUUUCCGAUAUAGAAUUGAAGAAGUUAUUGAAUCUUAAACAUGAAUACAUGAUGAAAGCGUUUCAUUUAUGCUUAGAUCAACUUCGUUUACUUUACAAGUGA